Prorocentrum cordatum is the source of this 1540-nucleotide messenger RNA. Lineage: Eukaryota; Dinophyceae; Prorocentrales; Prorocentraceae. The record is from the annotation of a GenBank genome assembly.
CAAAGGCCCCCAAGAAGACCCCCAAGAGGUCCGUAGCCAUUUUGGCUCAAGGGGCUUUCUUGCUCAAGGAGUUCACUUUGACCCAAGUUGCCUUCUUCAGUCGUUCCCGCGUGGCCAGUCUGAGGACCUCCUUGCCAAUUCCGCUGCAAUGGCAAAUGUGAUGUAUGUUGGCCGCAUCUACCAGAACCCGAUUAACCCCAAGGAGAUCUGGGCCAACAUUGGUUGGAAUGCGCGGGGCAACAACCAUCUAAUCCCGCCGUGGGAACCUGCACUUGGGGCAGACGUGCCUGAGGGCGACUACAAUAAGAUCAUGGACGCCCUCCGGUCCGAGUUAGCAAACCAGCCCUCCGAGAGUGAUUUUUUGCACUUUGCUCCUUUUUGCUCUGCUCCGUCACGCUGGGAAUCCUCUCCUGUCCUUGGUGCUACGUGAAGAUGAAGGUCCACAAGUUCAACGCGAAGCUGAAGGAGCUCCCCGGCAGUCUGGGAUUGACUGGGGUUCGCAUUGAGUUGACGGAGGUGGCGGGCUUCGAGGAGAAUUGGGUGGAUUCGAAAGGGCAGCCUUUGAUGCCUGGAUUUCACCCUCGGGGGCCACCUCGGGGCUACAACGUCAUUUUUACCUUGCCGGCAAGUCUGUCAUGGCCGCCCAAUGGCGCGCCAGGACAACACAUGAUGGCGGCCCCAACGACCGCCGUUGUCAUUGGGGCUCAAGACGUCGCCCAGAAGAUCAUGUCGCUCAAGCAGUUGCUCGAUGCAGGUGCGCUUACUCAGGAUGAGUUCGACGCGAAAAAGCAGCAGCUCAUGGAUCAGGUGUGAGCUUGGUGACAUCUCUGGGGCCUCAGCUGGAUACCAGUGUAAAGCCGCCAGCGCCUUAGAGCGAGGCCUCAAACGCACUUUUUUUUCCCAACCAUACUGUGGUUUGGGUCCUCGUUGCCCCCAUCCCUCCUCCCAUCCCGGCUUCUGUUUUCCGCAUGUCACUUAAUAUUCCCUCCCUCCGCCUCUCCUCCACAAUGCCCGUGUAGGGCACGGCACGCGAGCAGAGUCUGGCUUGAUCCGUCCGUCGCCACUUACUGUGGGGGAUGGGGGGUUCAUGAGAGAAGGGAGGGAGGUACGGGUCCCUUCCUUCGGUUCGACGCGUCCCGUCCGCUCUGAUGCGGGGGUCCAUUCGUGCUGUGCUUACCUUGCCUCACUUGGUGCCCGUGCAGAUCACCGCUUUUUAGUUCAGCCGGCCUGUCUGACUGUUCUUUGCAGUUUCUGCGAGUUGCACUCUUUCGCGACAGCCGCCAGGUUCAUCGCGCGCGCGCAAUCCAACAAUUUGCUGUCCUCAAGAUUUCGGCUCCGCCCGCCCUCCUCUCGAGGGGGCUUUCCGCACGUGGACUCUCUGGGCCUGGAGGGCCACCUGGAAUGCCAGGUCAGGUGCCGAUUUUUUGGAGGCCCAUUUCGGGCUCGUGCUGGGCCCGCGCGGGGACGUCCGAACAUAACUUUGGGGCUUGCGGCCCCACGCUCGCUCUCGUCUGGAGGAAAAAAAGACCCCCAAGAGGUC